AUGGAAAGACUGCUCUGUAGCCUCCUGGUGAUUGGAAUGGCAACGUCAGUGUGCGCUUGUCCCAAGUACUGCGUAUGUCAAAACCUCUCCGAGUCGCUGGGGACGCUCUGCCCUUCCAAAGGCCUUCUGUUUGUCCCUCCGGAUAUAGACCGGCGGACAGUUGAGCUGAGGUUGGGAGGCAAUUUCAUCAUUGCUGUAAACCGGCAAGACUUUGCCAACAUGAGUGGGCUUGUUGACCUGACCCUGUCCCGGAACACCAUUGACUACAUCCAACCCUUCUCAUUCAUAGAUUUGGAGAGCCUCCGCUCCUUGCACCUGGAUGCUAACAGGCUAACGGAAAUUGGGGAGAAUGUUUUCCGGGGCUUGCUGAACCUGCAGCAUCUGAUCUUGAACAACAACCAGCUCCGCAGGGUGGAAGAGGGAGCUUUGGACGAUUUCCUGAUGACUCUGGAGGACCUGGACUUUUCUUACAACAACCUGGGCCGCCUGCCGUGGGAAGCCCUCAGCAAAAUGAUCAACCUCCACACGCUGAGCUUGGAUCACAAUCUCAUCGACUACAUCCCGGAGGGAACCUUCACUGACCUGCAGAAGCUGGCCAGGCUGGACCUGAUCUCCAACAGGCUGCAGAAACUAGCCCCGGACCCCAUAUUUGCCAGGACGGAGUCACUGCCAAUGUCCACCACGCCGUUCUCCGCACGGCUCAGCUUGACUCUGGGUGGCAACCCCCUCCACUGCAACUGUGAGCUCCUCUGGUUCCGCCGGCUGAACAGGGAGGACGACAUGGAGACCUGUGCCUCGCCACCGAACCUGAAAGGGAGGUACUUCUGGUACGUGUCGGAGGAGGAGUUUGUGUGUGAGCAGCCGCUGAUCACCCAGCACAGCCUCAAGGUCCUCGUGCUGGAAGGCCAGAUGGCAUCACUGCGGUGCAAGGCCAUUGGGGACCCUCGGCCUGUCAUUCACUGGGUUGCCCCUGAUGACAGGAUCCUGGGCAACUCCUCCAGGACUGUCAUCUAUGACAAUGGCACCCUAGAUAUCCUCAUUACCACCUCCCAAGACUACGGCACCUUCACCUGCAUUGCGGCUAACGCGGCCGGGGAGUCCACUGCCCCUGUCGAGCUCUCUAUCGUUCAGCUGCCCCACCUCAGCAACGGCACAGGCCGGGCCCUGCAGCCAGAUUCCCGGCUGUCUGACAUCACCAGCUCCAGCAAAUCACAUCGGGGCGCAGCCAAAGUCAGGCCAGAGAAGAGAGUCACGGUGUCUCAGGUGACGGCCAGCACUGCCCUGGUCAGGUGGUCCCUGGGACGGUCGGCGCCCAAGGUUAAAAUGUACCAGCUGCAGUACAACAGCUCAUCGGAUGAUGUGCUGGUCUACAGGAUGAUCCCAGCUACAAACAAAGGCUUCGUGGUGAAGAACCUCGUGGCAGGAUCUGGCUACGACCUGUGCGUGCUGGCCAUCUGGGACGACACGGCCACCACGCUCACUGCCACCAAUGUGGUGGGCUGCGUCCGCUUCGUGACGCCGGUGGACUACGGCCGCUGCGCGUCCUUCCACGGCCAGUUCCUGGGCGGCACCAUGAUCCUGGUGGUGGGCGGCAUCAUCGUGGCCUCCCUGCUCAUCUUCAUCGUGGUGCUGAUGCUGAGGUACAAGCUCUGCCACGGCCAGCAGAAGAUGUCCGACGUGAGCGACGUGUAUUCCCAGACUCCUACAGCCUCCACCCAACCUGUCCACAACGGCGUCCUGCCCCAGUUGACGCAAAAGCCGGGCCCCGCCCGGGACGCCACGGCAAAUUUUGACUGCUCCUCUCUACGGAGCAGCCUCUCCUCCUCGACCGUCUCCAGUCAAGACUGUUACAGCCUCCACAGCAAUUCCAGCACCCUCUCCAAAAAGUGGAGGUCCACGUCCAGGUCCCGGCACAACAUCGACCGGCUGAUGGGAGCCUUUGCCUCCCUCGACUUGCGUUGUCAGAGGAAAGACGACAGUUAUGAGUCCAGGGCUUCCACCUUGGCCCGCUACUCGGACAAAGAGCCGCUGCUGGGCCGGAGCGAGUCACGGCUCAACAAGCUGCUCACACUGCCAAUGGAGGGCAAGGCUCGGCGCAGCCAGUCCUUCGACAUGGGCGACUUCUCCUCCAGCCACUGCUACAGCUACCCCCGGCGCAUCACCAACAUCUGGACUAAGAGGAGCCUGUCGGUCAAUGGCGUCCUGGUGCAGUAUGACGAGGACGGCUUGGAGAUCACCCGGGGGGCGUGCUGCAGCUCGGACUGGGUGAUGGAGAGCACGGUAUAG
Molecule: messenger RNA, 2286 nt
Organism: Hypanus sabinus (Atlantic stingray)
Lineage: Eukaryota; Metazoa; Chordata; Chondrichthyes; Myliobatiformes; Dasyatidae
Product: leucine-rich repeat and fibronectin type-III domain-containing protein 2
Exons: 2
Coding region: 1-2286 (761 amino acids)
Cellular component (GO): cell surface; postsynaptic density membrane
Molecular function (GO): protein binding
Source: RefSeq, a predicted model, not a curated record